This is a messenger RNA of Nothobranchius furzeri (turquoise killifish), 2919 nucleotides long. RefSeq names its product protein disulfide-isomerase TMX3. NCBI's taxonomy places the organism in Eukaryota, Metazoa, Chordata, Actinopteri, Cyprinodontiformes, Nothobranchiidae. Gene Ontology annotation, cellular component: endoplasmic reticulum; cell surface. The record is from RefSeq and is a predicted model, not a curated record. Gene Ontology annotation, biological process: peptidyl-cysteine oxidation. Gene Ontology annotation, molecular function: protein disulfide isomerase activity.
UCUCCCGGCGGCUACAUCACCCACGCAUGCGCAAAGACAGCAGCCUUAGCCGCUGCAUUUCCUGCUCGAAGCGAUGGCAGAAGUGAAAGCCUCUCUGUUUUGUGGAGUCGUAGCUGCUUUAUUAUGUUCAACGGCGCUGGCGUUUGUUGAAGAUCUAGAUGAAACAUUCAAAGACACUAGAGUGAAUGACAUCUGGCUGGUUGAUUUCUACGCUCCGUGGUGCGGUUAUUGUAAAAAACUAGAGCCAAUCUGGUUUGACGUGGGAGCGGAGCUGAAGAGCUCUGGGUCGCCAGUUCGUGUCGGUAAGAUGGAUGCUACCGCUUACUCAGGAAUGGCGUCAGAGUUUGGUGUCCGCGGUUACCCCACCAUAAAGUUAUUAAAGGGUGACCUCGCCUUCAGCUACAAGGGACCAAGAACAAAAGAUGAUAUCGUGGAGUUUGCCAACAGGGUGGCGGGACCGGCGGUUCGCGCGCUGCCCAGCAAGCAGAUGUUUGAACACAUGAUGAAACGACACGACGUUCUGUUUGUGUACGUCGGUGCAGAUUCUCCACUCAAAGAGAAGUACAACGAUGUAGCAUCGGAGCUGAUUGUUUACACUUACUUCUUCUCUGCCUCAGAGGAGGCCUUACCAGAGUCCGUGUCGUUAUCGGAGCUUCCUACGGUUGUUGUCUUUAAAGAUGGCGGCCAUUUUACCUACGAUGAGUACGAGGAUGGGAGCUUGUCGUCGUGGGUGAACAAAGAGCGUUUCCAGGGAUACCUUCAGAUCGAUGGCUUUACGCUGUACGAGCUCGGGGAAACGGGCAAGCUGGUGGCAAUCGCCGUCAUCCAUGAGAAGGACCCCACAGAGCAGAGUGACAGAUUAAAGACCCUGAUGCAGAGGGUGGCGAAGGAAUACAGAGAACAUUUUAACAGGGACUUCCAGUUUGGCCACAUGGAUGGGAACGACUACAUUAACAGCCUCAUUAUGGGUGAGGUGGCGGUGCCCUCCGUUAUCAUCCUCAACACGUCCAAUGAGCAGUACUUCCUGCCAAGUGAGCCGAUCGAGACCAUGGAGCAGCUGGUCCAAUUCAUCAGCGGCGUUCUGAACGGUUCUGCACAGGCGUAUGGAGGCGAUGGCUUCAUUCAGAGGAUCAAACGCGUGGCGUUUGAUGCCAAAUCCACCAUUAUGUCUGUCUUCCGCAGCUCUCCUCUCCUGGGCUGCUUCCUGUUCGGCCUGCCGCUCGGCGUAAUUAGCCUGAUGUGCUACGGCAUUUGCACAGCCGAGUCUGAUGAUGGUUCCGAAGACAUGGAUGCUCUCAAAAGGGAGGGGCUAACUGACGAGGAAGAAGAGGAGGAGGAGGAGGAAAGGCAACGCGCUGCUGAGCUGGAAGGCCCCGCUGAGGAGGAGGAGGACGUAGGAGAAAAAGCUCCUGAAGAGAAGAAAACUGAUUAACACAGGCGCAGAAGAUGAUUGGCCCAUUGGAACGCAGUGACAUGAAACUCAGACUUAUCUGUGUGAUGCUGUUCUGCUUCUUUGUUUUCCAUCUCCCUUCUCGCUCCAAGCCUCUUCAGCACAAACUGUUUUUCUACCCUACAGUUCCGAGUAUUGAUGUGCGAGAGCGGCUGCUCGAUGGAGCUCCUGAAUCCAAAACAACAGCCUUUUCAAUAAUGGAGUGUAAACAAUAAUCACCAGAAGCAGGGAUGGCUGUGAACACACCUUCUUACAGUUAUUGAUAUGAAAUCACAUGAUGUGCUACGCUUUAUUUAAUGUUACAUUAUUAGUUUUAAAAACCCAAACAGGUCCCUGAUAUAAACUUUUUCUUGCAACCCAAAGCUUUUAUUCUUCCGUCACCCUCAAUAGGAGAAACACUUUCCCUUUAAAAAUCAAAUAAAAUUAUUUAAAUAUUUAGUUUACUUCGUUCCAAUGAUUGAAGCUUACGUGUACAAAAGGAAGUGCCCGAGAAGGAAGAUCCGCCAUAAAUACAAAGCUUUUUUUCUAUCGUGUUUGCCUGAAAACAUUUCUUCUUGUUCUUUAAGGAGUGCUGAAGUGCCGAGACAAGUCCUGCAAUUUGUGUUGUUUUCCUGUCAAUUUUUCCUGAAAGGUGAUAAAAAGAGCUGGAAAUGAAAUUUGUGUUACUCUAUACAAAAAUGUCAGAUUUUUUUUUAUGUUUUUCUCCCAUUUUUGCCUCCUGUCCCCUCUAGAAAUUGCCCAUGCCAGUGAAAUUGUCUCGUGUAGAUGGGUUCUACCUGUCAAGCAGAAGCCAUAACUUGCAUCAGCAGCUCCUAACUGCGUUUUAGCCGUCAGUUAGACAGGAGCUGUCUGUCUGCAUGUUUCGUUUUGUCCUCCGUCACCGGUUACUUUAAAGAAUUUCCCCUGGCAGGUUGGAGCUGCAUCCAAGUGCGGUGAGACGCACACGGUGCUUAAAUAUGGAAGAAGUUUUUUGUUACAUCCCCGUUUGUGUCGGCUAGUCGUAAGAUUAUCUACAUACCCUCUUUGUUGUCUUUAUGACUAAAGAUACAUACUAGAUCAAAUCCAACAGGCUCCAUUUUCUUUUAAAUUCUGACCCUGACAAACCAGCUUUUAGACUCAAAAAUAUGAUUUGCUUUUCAUUUGUUUUCAAAUAAAGAAAACUUGCUUUUUUCAGCACAAACAUUCUCAUUAAAUAUUGAAUAUUUAAGAAAUUCUGCAUCCUUUUCUCACCUGUAGUUGGACGAGCACAACACUUUCUACUUUCAGCCUAGAAAUGGCUUCAGUGUUUCAGAAGGGGUGGGUGGGGGGGUCCGUUAUCUGUACAUUCUACUGUGAAAAUGCUUUCCUCACCUUGCCUUCUAGUCUGUAGUUGCCUAAAUCUCUGCCAAACAUUUUCUUUAGGUUUGAAGUAUGAUUGUCAUGUUUAGUACAAGUUUUGAAAGAUUGAAAUAAAGAUGAUCCCCUCCUUG